Messenger RNA from Capsaspora owczarzaki ATCC 30864, 1329 nucleotides. RefSeq names its product inosine/uridine-preferring nucleoside hydrolase. The coding region runs from base 1 to 1329 and encodes 442 amino acids. The transcript has 2 exons. Gene Ontology annotation, molecular function: hydrolase activity, hydrolyzing N-glycosyl compounds. The record is from RefSeq and is a predicted model, not a curated record. Lineage: Eukaryota; Filasterea; Ministeriida; Capsasporidae.
AUGCAGCAAAAGCUGAUUAUCGACACGGACGCUGGCGUCGAUGACGCGGUUGCGAUUCUGCUGGCGUUGAAUUGGCCUGGGGCGGAAAUCCUCGCCAUCACGACGGUCGCCGGCAAUGUGGACGAGAGCCAAGUCGCGGUGAAUGUCGCCAAGAUCCUCGCAUUCACGGGGUGCUCGUCCAUCCCAAUCUACCGCGGCGCAGAGUCGGCCAUCAUUGCGUCGCGCGCAGACUCCAAGACGUGGGCGGGCCAUGGCGUCGACGGCCUGGGCGACGUGCCAAUCGACCUGCUCACGCCGCACCAGCACCUCGUCCCGCACCGCGCUCCGAUGGGCAUGGGCAUUGCAAGUGGAAGGCCAGCCCAAGUCACUGCGAGUCACCAGCUCAUGCACGCACACCCGGACGCCACCUUGGUCAUGAUUGGACCGUUGACCAACUUGGCGCUCGCCCUGCGUCUCGACCCGAGCCUCGCCGACGCCAUCAAUGCGCGCCCCAACCGCUUGGUGAUUAUGGGCGGAAGCAUUGCCGGCGCGGGCAACGUCACCAUGGCGGCCGAGUUCAACUUUCACCAAGACCCCGAGGCCGCGUACAUGGUCUUGGCUGCGUGCACCAACCCGGCCUCCACCGUCAUUGUGUCGCUCGAAUGCUGCCAAGAAGAUACCCUGACUUGGGAGCACUUUGACCGCUUUGUCGAAAGCGAAACCGUGUUUGCCAAGCUGCUGCAGCUCGUGACGCAGCCGUACGUUCGCAUUUGUCGUCGUCGAGGGGUUGCCGGCGAUGCCACCGCGACGGCUGUCACUUCGGUUGUGCCCUCUCAGGCAUCCAACAGCAAGAAGAACCCGUCAGAAAAGCCAACUGCUGAAGCGAACGACUCGGUGAUGACCACGGUGACCACCACAACCACCACGACCACCACCACCGCCGCCGCCGCUGCCAACAACAGCACCAACAGCAACAACAACCAUUUGGCGGCCACCGAUCCAGCACGAACCACGCCGCAAGCCGUUCUCGGCCAAGACCCUGCGACCGAGCAGGUUUCUCUGGCUGCGAUGCGCGCUGCGGCUGGCUCGAUUGCCUCUGCCCUCGACGUCCACGACGACGACGGACGCUUCACACCGUACGAUGCAUUUGCCAUCGCCAUUGCGCUCAAGCCGAGUCUUGUCCGCGAGAGCGAGCACAUUUUUGGCACCAUCGAGCUGGGCGGCCAGCUGACUCGUGGCAUGCUCGUGCUGGACCGCAUGCGAAAGUUUUCACCGCCCAACAUUUGCAUCGUCCGCCGGCUGCGCACUCAAGAGAUGGUUGAGAUGAUGAUUCGCACCUUCCACGAAUGA